AUGGCCAGCCAGGUGCCGGGGGAACUGGCCUUUGCCGGGCCUGGCGAGCCGUAUAGGAUUUCGCACGCCUCGUCCCGUCCGACAGGCGAUGUCGAGUGUGUCUGGGUCAACGCGUCCUGCGGCGUGCAGACGUUGCAAAGCAGGGUAUGCUAUGUCUCUUGUAGUUUCUCUCCCUCCGAGUCGCCUCCUGACAGUUUUCAGUUUGGCUCCGCUGCCAGGGAAGUGAUAUACUCCAGAUUGGAGAAGUACAUGGACUUUGAGGACGAGAACGAAGGGAGUGGUGACAACGAAAACUGGGAUGGUGAGGACGAAUCUGAGGAGGAUGAAGCCAGUGAAUACGAUGAGGAUGAGGACGAACACCAGUAUGACAACGAUAGUAGCGAAGACGACCACGAAUACGAUCACGACAGCGGAAAUGAAAGUGCUGCCCAUAACGACGAAGAUUACGACAGCAGUGAGACGGAUGGAAUGGCGGACGGCCUCUUGCAAAAUCAAGGCAUCACAGGAGGCACGAGCAACGCUUUGAUGAACGACCUUGCGACCCAGACCAAUCAGCCGAGCACGCAGAACACGCAGAACACGCAGAACACGCAGUUGAUGCAAAGCUCAGUACACACCGUGUUUGACGGCCUGGGAACCCAUGUGGCUACCGGUACUGCCUAUAUCGGCCUCGUAUCUGCUGCCAUGGCUAAUGCUCUGUCGGGACACGUCGACAUGGCUGGCCCCGGUGACCCGGGUGGCCCCGGUGGCCCCAGUCAGACGGUGCCUCUGAAGGAGUCGGUGCCUCUGCACGGCACCAACAUCCCACGCGUUGCCCGCGCGCGAGUGAACCUGACCGCCCUGUCCCAGCGGUACAACGUAUGUGUUCCUGUCGUCAAAGCGUCGGUCUGCCUGCUUGCUGCUAACCAGACCACCCAGCUCUACUUUGCCGUGUACCAGGACAAGAUCCACGUCUACCGGCCACAGCCAGCUCCCGAGAUCCUGCGCGGCCCCCAGCUGAUCCUCUGUCCGGGACCCAGCAGCGCCGCCCGGACCAUUGGUGGCUACAUCGACCCCAAGUUCCCCCACCAGGCGAACCACGCCAUCGUUGGCAAUCUGGGAAGCCAGGAGAUCCUCCUGCUGGGCUACGACGACGGCGACGUCAUCGCCUACUACACCCACCACAUCCGCGACUACCUCGAACGCCGCUCACGCCGUCCGCGACGUCGACAGCAGCAGCAGCAGCAGCCACUCAAGAAGCCCAAGCCCUUCUUCCACCAGACUGUCGGCAUGUCCGCCUGGGGCCUGGCCAUCCAUGCCCAGUCGCGCCUGAUCGCCGUCAGCUCCAACCUAUAUGAGGUCAACGUUUUUGCCUUUGCUCUCUAUCCGCCGUCACCGUCUCGCUCUGCCGGCUCUACCGGUCGCUUGGGCGUGUUCCAUCGGCCACCGGCCGCGUCCGCCGACGGCAGGCCGACGUCCGACCUGGAGCUGCUCCGUCUGCUCCACCUGCGUGAUCGCAACUGGCGCAUUCUCCUCCCUCUCGGGCUUUCCGGCCACAACAUGCCGGGCAUUGCCUUUAUUGACGACGCCAACGGGGAUGCCGAAAAAGUGAUCGGAGUGGAUAUCCACGGUAAUGCCUGGUUCCUCGAUCUCUGGAAAGUCGGAGUGAACCGAGCUCUCGUCAUUCUUCCUCCGGUUCGGGGCGAUCGGCCCAUUGGCUGGGGAAUUCUACCUCUUCCCGCAAAGGCGUUUGUUAAGUCGAAGCGAAUGCCGCCCAUGUCACUAGCAGGUGCCUCUGCCGCAGGCUCUUUGGGCAUUCCAGAUCUCCUAAACUUCACAGGCGAUAAUGACCUCUCCUGUCCGGAAAAUUUCCAGAGACUUGCCACCGACAGCCAAGCUAACAAGGAAGCUGAAGGGGAGCAAGAAUCUGACGACGAGAGUUGGGGGGAGGACAGCUCGGAUGAACACGACUCGGUUUUGCCUGUGGACACUUAUACGUCCUUCUCCGGCGGAGGGUACAAGGAUGGGUCUGAAUAUGACUCCGGUAACGGACAGGGAAGCUGCACAACCGUCAGCAGCAGCAGAAGCAGCAGUGGCAACACGCCCAGUCACCACCGACACAACCACGGGCGCUACGGUUCAGAGGAGCAGCAUCACAGUCACGACUUCCAACUCGGAUCGGUGAUCUGUCCCAGCCUAUCGCUGGCAUGGCCCGACCUCUCGAUGACGAAACUGGUCACCAUCCUCCGGUGUGCGCCGCAGAGACAGAGGCAAGUCAAGGACUUGAUGCUCACGGGAUCAGAGAAGAUACCGGAGCUACUGCAGAUGGCAAAGCGGCUGUCGAUCCUGCGGACCUUUGGCUUAGAGGCAGAUCUGUUCACCACAGGCAUGGAGAAGGCGUGGGGCGUGUUUUCCAACAAGCUGAUGGAACCGCCGGUGGCGUCCAAUUAUAUUUGGGACAUGAACGCCAACUACCAUCGGCUCAGCUUGCUCGAGAGCAUCCCGGAGAUCGGGGUUGUGAUUGUCGGCGGCAUGUUUGGGCGCGUGGCAGUGCUGCGGCUGAUUCGAGGCAGCCUGACGUCCAGAGGUUCGGGCAACGGCAGCUCGCCGCGGCUGAAGCGCUGCUUCCGCACGGAGUGGGUUCUGCCGCGACACGUGGAAGAGAAGAAGAAGCUGCGGCCGCCGUGCUGUCUGCUGGGCAUCGCCGUGUCGCCGGUGCCCGAAGCCGGCGCCAGCAUGUGGGACCUCGCCAGCAGCACCAAGAAGCGACAGCAAGAAGCCAGGUCGCCGCGGCGCUGGCGACUCAUCCUGCACUACAUGGACCACAGCGUCUUGCAGUACUACAUUGAGGAGAGGAGCCUGGGACGUCGACGGCAGAUUCAUCUGUCCGUUUAG
This is a messenger RNA of Grosmannia clavigera kw1407, 2874 nucleotides long. RefSeq lists its product as uncharacterized. NCBI's taxonomy places the organism in Eukaryota, Fungi, Ascomycota, Sordariomycetes, Ophiostomatales, Ophiostomataceae. Bases 1 to 2874 code for a protein of 957 amino acids. The transcript is spliced from 2 exons. The record is from RefSeq and is a predicted model, not a curated record.